UGCUCUACCAAGCUCACUGUGUCCUUUUUUUUUUUUUUACUUUAUUUUCUCUUGAUCUGCAUGAUUUAACCCUUUUUUUCGUGUUCUCUACAACGAUAAUUGCAAUUAAAACCCUCAGUUUCCCACUGAUUUCUUACGGCGAUUCUGCGAUUUUCGUUUGGAAAAGGGUUUGGAUAUUAUGGUCCUCUGGAACAGAAGAUUGGGCGUUGAGGAUUUCAGUCUCAAAGUUUCUUUAUUGUGUUAGGUUGGAAUCUGCGCUCGAAGAUGUCUCGGGUUUAUGUUGGGAACGUGGAUCCAAGAGUGACUGAAAGAGAGCUUGAAGAUGAGUUUAGGAUGUUUGGUGUUCUUCGCAGUGUGUGGGUUGCUAGAAGGCCUCCUGGGUAUGCUUUUGUUGAGUUUGAUGAUCGCAGGGAUGCCUUAGAUGCCAUCCAUGCAUUGGAUGGGAAGAAUGGGUGGCGUGUGGAGCUUUCUCAUAAUUCAAAAGGUGGUGGAGGCCGUGGUGGUGGUGGUGGUGGGCGUGGUCGUGGAGGGGGCGAGGAUUCAAAGUGUUACGAGUGUGGAGAACCUGGCCAUUUUGCUCGGGAGUGCCGUUUGCGCGUUGGUUCACGUGGCUUGGGAAGUGGUCGUCGCCGAAGCCCCAGCCCUCGACGUCGUCAGAGUCCUAGUUACGGGUAUGGGCGCAGGAGUUACAGUCCUCGUGGAAAAAGAUCUCCACGGCGUCGCAGCUACUCUCCUCGUCGUGGUCGCAGCUCCACCAGGUCCCCUCCAUAUCGCCAUGCUCGCCGUGACUCCCCUUAUACAAACGGGUCCCCUCAUGGUCGUGCUCGUCGCUAUUCACCUUAUGCUAAUUGGGAUUGAGGUUGGAACUGAACUGAAGCAAACAAGAGGGCUGAAAGAACUUCUACAAUAUUGUAGUACUAGGAUCAGUUGGACAAAACAAGGUUUAUGUUAGUUAUGGUCAUGUCAUAACAGUGAGGUUUGUUACAAACUUGGUUUUGGAUGGCUUCUACAAAGUGUUUCAGCCGCCAAAUGGGGGUGCUAUUGGCAUCAGUUUGCGUCGGCUUGAUAUCUUCAGCUUACUGAAACUUGAAGGUCUCUUUCCCUACUUUAAAUUUGCUACCUCACUGCUGUUUAUAUGGUUUUUAUUUGUAGUUUUUUUUGAUGGUAUGAUCUGUCGGAAGCCGAUUUUCUAAAAGGUUUAUAUGUUUUGUUUUGAGGUGUCCUUUUCGGCUAAAACGGCAUCGUUUCGCUUUUUCUGCAUCUCUGCUUCUUCUCUGCGCGCCAUCUAGUUGUUGCUCUGCAUGUCAUUCAGCUUGAACCACAUGUCGAACUAGUUUGUGUACAGAAAUUUUGGUUGUGAACUACCUAUUUUAGAGGACCUUUAAGAACCAUAUGUCUACUCACUGGCUCAAGAUGAUGAAGCUGGUUGUUGCUGGCCCUUCUGAACUGCCCCAUUUAGUCGUCGUCGUCGUCUUUCUGGGCGCUUGUCCAGCUUGAAAUAGAUGUUGAAAUUCCGAUCACCUGGAAUAUCAAUUGCCUGAGACCCUCUGCCUUGUGUUCUCCAUCAACAAUGCUUCUGAUCUAGUUAUACAUCUUCUGGCCACAAUUAGCUCAGGGUUCUUGCUCUCGUGGAACGGUGAGAUCUUGGUAGUGGUGUCAGCAUAAGAAAAUGAUGGUUAUAAAUGCAUGAAGCGUCUGAAGAACAGGAUGGAUUCUUCCGUCGGCACCCGUGCGAAAAUUGAUUUAAGAGCAAGGAGUUGCAUGCUUGUAAACAAAGGGAAAUGUCAUGAAGCGAAAAUCAACUGAGUUAUGGCUUAUAAAAGUCUGUAAGGUAUAUAUGGGAACAAGAAUUUUAUUACGAAGACACAGAAAUAAAUGGAGUAGUUUCAUCUCA
Tripterygium wilfordii is the source of this 1894-nucleotide messenger RNA. RefSeq names its product serine/arginine-rich splicing factor RSZ21-like. The coding region runs from base 265 to 858 and encodes 197 amino acids. The record is from RefSeq and is a predicted model, not a curated record. Lineage: Eukaryota; Viridiplantae; Streptophyta; Magnoliopsida; Celastrales; Celastraceae. Gene Ontology annotation, molecular function: RNA binding; zinc ion binding. Gene Ontology annotation, biological process: mRNA splicing, via spliceosome. Gene Ontology annotation, cellular component: nuclear speck. The transcript has 6 exons.